Messenger RNA from Oryzias melastigma (Indian medaka), 2660 nucleotides. It is a transcript of the gene dnajc16l, whose product is annotated as DnaJ (Hsp40) homolog, subfamily C, member 16 like. The transcript has 15 exons. The coding region runs from base 182 to 2602 and encodes 806 amino acids. Lineage: Eukaryota; Metazoa; Chordata; Actinopteri; Beloniformes; Adrianichthyidae. The record is from RefSeq and is a predicted model, not a curated record.
UGCCCAUCAUUUGGAUAUAGGAUAUUGAAUUCGCCGUAGUGAAAUCCACCUUUGAAAUGCAGCAUUUUACUUAAACAAUCACAACCUUAACACAGCCGAACAUGUAAAGGCUUUGCUGAUCAUUUAUACGUUUAAUAAAAUCGCACAUUUCUGCAAAGUGCGACGCGGAAAGUGGCAAAGAAUGACGGGUUGGAGCACCGGCCGAGUUCCUUGGAUAUGUCAUGUCGUGGUGGCCAUCUUUCUGCUGAUGUUGACUGUAGAUGUCGUGAGGCCAACUUCUGAAUAUGACCCCUAUAAAAUACUGGAUGUUAGCAGGAGCGCCGGGCAAGCAGAGAUCAAACGGGCCUACAAGAAGCUGGUCAGAGAAUGGCACCCAGAUAAGAACAAGGACCCUAAAGCUGAAGACAUGUUCAUCAAGAUUUCCAAAUCCUAUGAGAUUCUGUCCAAUGAAGAGCGGAGGGCUAACUUUGACCGGUACGGGCAGAUGGAUGAAAACCAGCCCUUCGGCCAGCCGCAGCAUCAGGGUUUCCAUGGUUUCCACAGGAGUUUCUACUUUGAUGAGUCCUUCUUCCAUUUCCCCAGGUCCAGGGAUUUUGCAGAUAGCAAGUACAUGCUUCACCACGCGCAGUUUAACAGUGAAAUCCUGCCCGACAGCUACAAGAGGCCGUACUUAAUUAAAGUGACGUCCGACUGGUGCUUCGCUUGCAUUCACAUUGAGCCGGUUUGGAAAGAGACCGUACUGGAGCUGGAACCUCUGGGUGUGGGCAUUGGCGUUGUGGACCUGGGCUACGAGCGCCGCCUGGCUAACCAGCUGGGAGCUUAUCGCACUCCCUCCAUCAUCGGGCUGGUGAACGGCAGAGUCACCUUCUUCCACCAGGCCGUGAUACAAGAGCACCUGCGACAGUUUGUGGAAGACUUGGUGCCUCAGAGACUGGUGGAAAAGGUCAACGAUGACAACUACCGAGCUUUUCUUGAAAGUUGGCACUCGGAGAACAAGCCUGGUCUUCUCUUAUUUGACAGAGUCUCUGUUGUUCCACUUCUUUACAAGUUAACAGCGUUCUCCUUCAGAGAGUAUGUGCGGUUUGGAUACGUGGAUCAGGGCGACACUCACAUCGCUCAGCUGCUGCAGCAGUUCAACAUCAACACCUUCGCUCCCAGCAUGCUGCUCUUCAAGGAGGACACGGAGAAGCCUGCUGACAUCAUCCAGGCCAGAGGGAUGAAGCGACAGAUCAUGAACGAGUUCGUCUCCAACAAUAAGUUCCUGCAGGUCCCGCGGCUGGUCAGCCAGCAGCUUUUUGAUGAGCUCUGUCCCGUCAAGCAAUUCCACCGGAGGAGGAAGUAUUGUGUUCUGCUCAUCACUGGGGAGGAUGACGCUUUCCUUCCAGGCAAUAAGGCCUUUCUGGACUUUGCUUCGGCCUACAAAAAAGAUGUCCUGCGGUUUGCUUAUGUUUAUCAGCGAAAGCAGCAGCCUCUUUGUCAGGCUCUCCUGCAGAACCAGGCCGCCGUCUCACCUCAGGUGGUGAUUCUGGAGCGGCGGAGCCAGGCCGGCAGGGUCCUCUACCGCUCCGUGAGCGGGGGCUGGAACGGCAGCGAGGAGGACAAACACUGCCUCCACGAACAGCUGGAGCUUCUUCAGAGAGACCCCACCUACCUGACCACAGACGCCACCUUACCUGAGCUCAACAACGAGAUGGCUCCUAUUUUCAUUGUUCAGUGGCUGAAUGCCGCUUUUGACUACAUUCUUCAAAUAUACGAUGGUCUUCUCUACUCGAACUGGCGAGAGAUGAUGCCCAUUCUGUCCUUGAUCUUCUCAGCGCUCUUCAUUCUAUUCGGCACAGUUAUCAUUCAGGCUUUCAGUGAGCCGGGUGAGAGCAAGCCACAAAGCUCAAAGCAGAAAGAGUCUCCCACCACCCAAAAUGAGGAAAAUCCUUCCAGCAGAGCAGGGACCUCAAGCCGCCCCCCUAAGAAAGACUUUGUGGAGGUGACGGAGCUCACAGACAUAACCUACACCAGUAACCUGGUCAAACUGAAGCCUGGUCACAUCAACGUUGUGCUGGUGCUCACCAACGCCUCAAAGAACGCUUUGCUCAGGAAAUUUGCCAAAGAGGUUUUCUCCUUUUCGGGCUCUCAGACUCUUCACUUCUCCUUCCUGAACGCCGAUAAGCACCACCACUGGAUGCCGUCGCUGCUUCGCUCGGCUUGUUUUAACGAACAGAGCGAGAGCCACUCGGACGACGAGGAGUCUCCAGACUUUGCCGGCUACGUCCUGGCCCUCAACGGUUACAAGAAGUACUUUUGCCUCUUCAGACCCGUCUUUACGGGGGACGACCACAGCGGCUCGUCCUCCGAGACCUCGUUUUCCUCGGACAGCCGCAGACUGUCCCGGUCCAGGUCCAGGUCUAGCUCUCACUCUCGGUCCCGGUCCCAUUCCAGGGAGGACGGGGCCAAGAGAGGCUCCAGCAGGGCCACCAGCAUCGAGGUCCACCACAAGCUGGACCGGCUGGGACUCUGGAUGGAGAGACUGAUGGAGGGAACCUUACCCAGAAUACCGGUCCCUGUGUGGCCCACAUUAGAGGAUGCAGCUAACGCCUCAGCAAGCUGAGGAUGAAGGGAGAAAAGUUUCACCUCACGGUUUUUACCUCCUGAAAGGAAAAAAAAAA